AUGAGUAAAAGAAAUAAAAGCUUAGCAGAUAGAAAGAAAUCUAAAAGCAAAUUAAAAACAGCAAUAUCGUAAAGAAAAAAUUCAGAUUCAUAAGAUAAUAAUUUCUAUUAAGAAUUCCAAAUUUUCUAUCCUCAAGCUUAGAACACCACUUUUACUAAGUUUGAAUACAUGAAAGAAUUCUUUAAUUUGGGUCUCGCUCAAUUUCCAACUGAUGAAGAAAUCAAUUAGAUAUAACUAGACAUUCUUACUACAAGUGGUUGGAAUUCUAAUCUCAAGAAAAAUUGGACUCUUAAUGAAAAAAAAGUCUUAAUUUGGCUUAUUGGCAAACUUAGCUAAUUAAGAAAUGAAGACCUAAGAGAUUUGUCUACUGAACUUUUUGAAGAAGUUUCAAAGAUGAUAUGUCGUAGAGAUAAAGAAUAAUGUAAAUUAAAAUGGGCUUAAAUGUAAAAGGUUGUUUUAUAAUAACAACCUUUUAGACCAGAAGAAGAUAAAAAAUUAUAUGAAAUAAUUAUGCAUUAUUAAUCCAUUGAUCAGGGUUAAAAAUGGAGUCAAAUUUCAUAAGAAUUAAAUCAAAAUUCAUCUGUUUAUCGCUCUAGUAAACAAUGUCGAGAAAGGUGGUUAAAUCAUCUCAAUCCUAAAAUUUCAAAGUAUCAUUUAUUUUUUAAUAAAAAUAGAGAACCUUGGACAGAUGAAGAAGAUAUUAAAUUAUUGUAAACAGUAAAAGAAAUAGGAAGAAGAUGGGCAGAAAUUUCUAAAAUUAUGGAGGGAAGAAGAAGUGAGAAUAAUUUAAAAAAUCGAUUUAAUAGUCUUAUAAAAAGAGAAAAAGAUUUGCCUUACCUGUAAUAUUUAAAUUUAUAUUUAUAGUUAAACUUAAAAUGGAUCAAUUACUAACUUGGAUGAUUUAUUAUCUGGAUAUACUGGACCAGAAAUAACUGAUAUUUAAAAGUAAGCUAUAGAUGCUGUGUUAAAUAAAUUAAAGUGGAGAAGUGCUGAAACUUAAAAUAACAAUAAUCGCAAGAAAUCAAUUGAAAUAUCAGAACAAUAAAAUAAUUAAGUAAAGCCGACAAUAAAAUAGCGAACUUAAAUUAAUGUCUAAUAUACAGUUGGAGAUUUAGAAUAAGAGCAAAAUAUUAAAGAAUUAAUUCCAUGUUUAGUUAAUGUAAAUAAAAACCUCAUUUAUUUUUGUAAUCAUGAAACUUUAGAACAAUAUUAUGAAUUGCAUCAUUAAAAACAACAUUAAUUUAAAGAUUAAUUUGAUAAAAUUAAAAGUGAAUUGCAUAUUUUUGAUACUGGAUUCCAAAAUUUCAAAUCAACCUUAAGUAUGAUAGAAGAAAUAGAUGAUUCAUAAAGAAGUCAUAUAAAUUUUUAUACCAGUGACGUAGACGGUUUUUUGAAUCUCGAAACUCCUGAAACAUUUUCCAAACCUAUUUAUGUAAAUCCAAUAGAAAUCAUCACUCAUUCUGCCUUGAAAUACAUCCACCGAUGGAAAACUGAUAGUUAACUCAAUGAUAGACGUAGAAAUAGCAUAACCAUACCAAGAUCAUUGCCAAUUUUGAUAUAAAUUUAAACAUGAAAGCCUC
Messenger RNA from Paramecium sonneborni, 1580 nucleotides. NCBI's taxonomy places the organism in Eukaryota, Ciliophora, Oligohymenophorea, Peniculida, Parameciidae. The record is from the annotation of a GenBank genome assembly.